Phalaenopsis equestris is the source of this 914-nucleotide messenger RNA. Its product is annotated as ubiquitin-conjugating enzyme E2 10. Gene Ontology annotation, cellular component: nucleus. Gene Ontology annotation, biological process: protein polyubiquitination. Lineage: Eukaryota; Viridiplantae; Streptophyta; Magnoliopsida; Asparagales; Orchidaceae. The coding region runs from base 124 to 570 and encodes 148 amino acids. Gene Ontology annotation, molecular function: ubiquitin conjugating enzyme activity. The transcript has 5 exons. The record is from RefSeq and is a predicted model, not a curated record.
AUUUUUCUGAUCUCAGAACCAAAGCCUGCCACCGGCCAUUUCAUCGUCUUCCCCCACUUUACGACGUGCUUCGCCUGCUCGGAGCAUCCGAGAGUUAUAGGGGAAUAUCUCAGGACUUGACUCAUGGCUUCCAAGCGAAUUUUGAAGGAAUUGAAGGAUUUGCAGAAGGAUCCUCCGACUUCAUGCAGUGCAGGUCCAGUGGCUGAAGACAUGUUUCAUUGGCAAGCAACAAUCAUGGGUCCUCCUGAUAGUCCAUAUGCAGGGGGAGUUUUUCUAGUGAACAUUCAUUUCCCCCCAGACUAUCCAUUCAAACCACCUAAGGUAGCCUUCAGGACAAAAGUAUUUCAUCCAAAUAUCAAUAGCAAUGGAAGCAUUUGCCUUGACAUUCUGAAGGAGCAGUGGAGUCCUGCAUUAACCAUUUCCAAGGUCCUGCUUUCAAUAUGUUCAUUAUUGACAGAUCCAAACCCAGAUGAUCCAUUGGUUCCAGAGAUCGCACAUAUGUAUAAGACGGAUAAGAACAAGUAUGAGACUACCGCAAGGAGCUGGACACAGAAGUAUGCCAUGGGUUAGCUAAAUUGAUUGUCAGCCGGUCUCUUAUUGGAUCUCAGGUACUAAGUUAAAUGUAUUAUGUGUUAAAAGCUGGAAGUGAUUGUGCUUAAGGUUGUCUAUUUUACCAAAUUCAUAAGCGGCCUCUCCUCUAUUUUGGUGGAAAACAAAACAUGAAAGAAAUUGCUUUUUAAUAGCUUGUUUGGAAAUUUGCUGUCUGAUCAUUUGAAAAUCUGCGAGAUUCGCCAUUCUUAUUCUGAUUAGAGAAAAAUGAAAGGGUUGGCAUUGGGGGCGGACAAAUUCCAUGUAUAUCAUAACAUGAUGAAACUCAUAUUUUAUUUAUAUUUAUAUUUUUGAACAUAAUUCGC